AUGGCCCAGCGGAGAGGUGCUGAGUUCCCGUUAGAGAUAUCCUGGAUCCAGCUCUCAUCACAGACUUCCACUGCCGACAUCCCGGUCAACCAGACAAUCACGAAGUAUAAAAGGAAAACCAGCCACGUCUCGGACACUGACAUCUUGCUUCCGGACAGACUGAACACCUCCUUCGCUGGCUUUGAGGACAAUACAGUGCCACUGACGCGGCUCGCUAUCAAGGACUGUUGGCUCUCCUUUUCCGUGGCCGACGUGAGUAAGACAUUUAAGCGUGUUAACCCUCGCAAGGCUGCCGGCCCAGAUGCCUGCAGGGUGGACUUAAGGAAACAGCAGAGGGAGCCCCCCCCCCCCCCCCAUAUCCACAUCGAUGGGACCGCAGUGGAGAAGGUGGAAAGCUUCUCCGCAUUGGAGAAGUUCCUCGGCAUACACAUCGCUGACAAACUGAAAUGGUCCAUCCACACAGACAGUGUGGUGAAGACGGUGCAACAGCGCCUCUUCAACCUCAGGAGGCUAAAGAAUUGUGGAUUAAAACACCUAAAACCCUCACAAACUUUUACAGAUGCCCAAUUGAGAGCAUCCUGUAUCACCGCCUGGUACGGCAACUGCACCGCCCACAACCCCAAAGCUCUGCAGAGGGUGGUGCGGUCUGCCCAACGUAUUACCACAAACCUCCCCUGCCCUCGACCUGGCUUGCUGCUCUCCCUCGCAAGCAGCAUGUCCUCAGCAGCCUGUGUUUCAGAGAACCCAAGGCAAAGCAUUUUCACGCCAGGACGCUACCCAGACAUACCCAUGUCUCCAACUGCCCUCUCUAAAGGCGACACACUGAGUUGCCAGGAUGGGCUCUUCACUAAACUUGCUAGCCAAUCGGCGGAGUCCUCCAGCGUGACAUCAGGGUCAUGUGACCUGAGCAGGCAGAUCGUGUCCCAGUUGGAGUGCUACCUGUCCAAUGAACACCUGGCAGAGGAUGGCUUCCUGCUCAAACACGUCCAGAGGAACAGGAUGGGAUACGUCAGCCUCAAGCUGCUCACCUCCUUCAAAAAGAUGAAGGAGCUGACGAGAGACUGGCGCACCACCCUGGCCGCAGCGCUGUGCUCUGAUUCGCUGGAGGUCAACAGGGAAGGGACCAAAGUGAGGCGCAGAGAGCCACUGCCUGAUUGGCUGUUGAGUGCCCCUAACAGCAAGCUGCUACUAGCCUGGAACCUGUUUGGGGAAAACACAGGAAGUGACAUCUCUACCCUCAGCAGCUUGGACCAACAGGUAGUCCUAGAGAAAGCUCUGAAGCUGUUCAGUGCCCAUGCUGCCGUGGCCUCGCUGCGUAUCCUCCGUCCUGGGAAAGAGCUUCCUGUGGAGCUGAGACGCCAUGCCAGGAGGCAUGCCGAGCUGGGCCGCAGGACGUGUGCUGUGGUGGAGUUUGAGACCCUGGAGGGGGCCAGGUUGGCCUACCGAGCCCUGCAGAGAGGAGGAGCAGAGGGGGCCGUGGUUUGUGUCGUCAGCCUGGGCAGCCCUGGCACGCGCUCACCCCCCUCCUCCUCGUCCCACCCCACCAACCGGCAGGCGGAGAAGGAGGGUGAGGAGGACCCCAAGCCAGAUGGAGGCCCCGAGGUGACUAAGGUGUCCCAGAAAAAUCCCAAGGUGAAAUCGAGAUGUUUCACCAACAGCUCCCUGAAGGAUCCAGUCCCGUCUAGAUGUUUCAUAAACGACUCUAUGAAGGAUCCGAAACUACUGAAGAGCUUAGAGUCUGACCCUGCCCAGGCCAUAGUCCCAACCCUGGGUUCAGCCCCAGCCAGGCUUUCAUGUAGAAGGAUCCAGCGCCAUAAGUCCCUGGACAGCCCCCUGGGCCAGGAGGGUCAUUGCCAAACAUCACAAAGGGAUAGGCCCUCCUCCUCAGAUAGCCAUGCGUCCCGCGUCCCCCUGGUCCUGUCUAAGCUCCGGGACUCAAGGUCUGGAGGUGUGGGAAGGAGCAGGUGCUCUGGGGACCAUGCACAGGAGAAGGUGGCCUGCCCCUGGGUGCAGCGCCAGAAGGUGGCUACUAGCGCGGCCCUACUCCACCCGGAAACCCCGGGCAAGCUGCGGAGACAGACUCUGCCCCUGAGGGUGGUGCGUCUGCCCCAAGGACCCUACGGGACCAAGGGCUUCUAUGGAGGCAGGGGGAGAGGGAAGCAAACUCAGCAGCAGUAAUCUGUCUGUCUAUUGAACAACAAACCUCUUCUGGGUGACACCCUGUCUGUCCCUUUAAAUGUUUCGACUGAUGAAAUUAAACAUAUUGUAGUGACGAUUGUUGCCAUGAUAACUCGAAAUGAAAGAGAAAUAAAACAUUUUUCAUAUUAAACACA
Oncorhynchus nerka (sockeye salmon) is the source of this 2333-nucleotide messenger RNA. RefSeq names its product la-related protein 6-like. Gene Ontology annotation, molecular function: mRNA binding. The record is from RefSeq and is a predicted model, not a curated record. Lineage: Eukaryota; Metazoa; Chordata; Actinopteri; Salmoniformes; Salmonidae. The coding region runs from base 1 to 2178 and encodes 725 amino acids. Gene Ontology annotation, cellular component: nucleus. The transcript has 7 exons.